GACACCGGCACCGGCAGCCGCCCCGCGGGGAGCGGGCAUCGCGCUGGGGCCGGGCACUGGCACGGAGGAAAUCGGGCACCGCCACCGUGGGGAGCGGGCACCGCGGGCACCCGGUGUUGGGACUGUGGGGAUCGGGCACCCGCAUCGUGGGGAGGAGAUGGAGCGGAUGAUCGUCAGCAUGCAGGACCCCGACAUGGGCAUCAAGAUGAGGAACCAGCGCUUGCUCAUCACGGUCAUCCCCCACGCCAUGACAGGGAACGACAUCGUGGAGUGGCUCAUCCAGAAGUACGGCAUCUCCGAGGAGGAGUCGCUGCACCUCGGCAACCUCAUCGUGAAGCACGGCUACAUCUACCCCCUCAAAGACCCGCGCAGCCUGGUGCUGCGGGCGGAUGAGUCGCCCUAUCGCUUCCAGACCCCCUAUUUCUGGACCAGCACCAAGUGGCCGGCCACGGAGCUGGACUACGCCAUUUACCUGGCCAAGAAGAACAUCCGCAAGCAGGGAGAUCUGAUCGAACAUGAGAAGGACAACUACAACCUCCUGCACAAGCGGAUCAACCACACGUGGGACUUCGUGGUGAUGCAGGCACGGGAGCAGCUCCGGGCAGCCAAGCAGCGGCGCAAGGGCGACCGCAUCGUCAUCGACUGCCAGGAACAGGCGUACUGGCUCGUCAACCGGCCCCCGCCAGGAGCCCCCAACGUGCUGGAGCAGGGUCCCGAGCGCAGGAACUGCCACACCACCCGUGUCCAGCUGACCAAGAACAUGGAUUACUACAAGCAAGAGAUCGAGUACUGCAGGAAGGCCAUGGCCAGGACCAGGGUGAAGUCCUCCAUCUGCCUUGAGGGGUACAUCAAGUUCAACGAGCAGUAUGUGCCCCACGAUCCCAUCAUGUCUGGCUGCCUGCCCAGCAACCCCUGGAUCACGGAUGACACCACGUACUGGGCCAUGAAUGCCUCUACGGUGACGACCCCCACGAAGCUGCGUGUGGAGCGCUGGGGCUUCAACUUCAGUGAGCUCAUCAUGGACCCCCUGGGCCGGGCACAGCUCCUUGAAUUCCUCAAGAAGGAAUUCAGUGCUGAGAACCUGAGCUUCUGGGAGGCGUGUGAGGAGCUGCGCUACGGGGAGCAGUCCCGCAUCGCCGAGAUCGUGGACUCCAUCUACCAGGCUGGGCCGGGCUCACCCCGCCUGCGACUCCCCAGGCAGUUCCUGGCUCCCGGGGCCACGCGCUGGGUGAACAUCGACAGCAAGACGAUGGAGCGAACACUGGAGGGCAUCAAGACGCCCCAUCGCUACGUGAUGGACGAUGCCCAGAUGCACAUCUACAUGCUCAUGAAGAAGGACUCCUACCCACGGUUCCUCAAGUCGGACCUCUACAAGAACCUGUUGGCCGAGGCCAUCAUUCCCCCGGAGACCAAGAAGCGGGUCUUCCCCUUCAUGCGCAAACAGCGGCAUUCCAGCCCCAGCCCGGCCCUGCUCCUGCCCGCGGGCGAUGCCGAGGAGAGGAACAGGAGCCCUUCCACUGCCCCCGUCCCCGAGGAGGAAAGCUGAGAGCCACAGCCCCCCCCCCAGUAUGGGAGCCCCCUGACCCAGCACACGCAGCCCCGCCGCAGGACCCUGCCGGCAGUAGCACUGAAGGAGAGAAGCCAUAUUUCCCCCAGAGUCCCCCCGGAGCCAGGCUGACCCCGCCGCAGCCCCCACUCACAUCCUCAGACCCUCCUCUCCCUCGGGGAAGCCGCACCCAGCCGGCCUGGUGCGGGGUCACCCCCUCCUCUCACCCCCGCCCCGGUCACGGGACAAUAAAACCCCCAUGGGGAAA
This is a messenger RNA of Corvus hawaiiensis (hawaiian crow), 1814 nucleotides long. RefSeq names its product regulator of G protein signaling 11 (gene RGS11). The transcript is spliced from 17 exons. Gene Ontology annotation, biological process: regulation of G protein-coupled receptor signaling pathway; G protein-coupled receptor signaling pathway; intracellular signal transduction. The record is from RefSeq and is a predicted model, not a curated record. The coding region runs from base 158 to 1546 and encodes 462 amino acids. Lineage: Eukaryota; Metazoa; Chordata; Aves; Passeriformes; Corvidae.